This is a messenger RNA of Acipenser ruthenus (sterlet), 2822 nucleotides long. Its product is annotated as grpE protein homolog 2, mitochondrial-like. Gene Ontology annotation, cellular component: PAM complex, Tim23 associated import motor. NCBI's taxonomy places the organism in Eukaryota, Metazoa, Chordata, Actinopteri, Acipenseriformes, Acipenseridae. Gene Ontology annotation, molecular function: protein-folding chaperone binding; adenyl-nucleotide exchange factor activity; protein homodimerization activity. Gene Ontology annotation, biological process: protein folding; protein import into mitochondrial matrix. The transcript is spliced from 4 exons. Bases 76 to 750 code for a protein of 224 amino acids. The record is from RefSeq and is a predicted model, not a curated record.
CGCAAUGCCCUAUGGGUCUUGUAGUUAUACAGUUCACAUGAUCUGCGCGGCUCUCAGGAAGGUUGUUAUACGAAUAUGGCUAUGCGUUACCUUCGGGCGGCUGCAGAGAAUCUGAAUCAUUUAAAGUGUUUAAUAUCGCACUCCACCAGGAUUAACAAGGGAUCCCAGUGCUUGUUCAGUUCGGCUGCACAUCAAAGAAGCGCUGGGGACGAGAACAAUGUGGACGACUCCGAGGAUGAGCCAGGGAAAACUAUAACAGUUCGCAUGCUCGAAAUGAGAGCAAGUAAACUUGAAGAACAAGUUCAAGAUCUCACAGCGAGAUAUAAGAAAGCUUUAGCUGAUUCUGAUACAGUCAGAAGAAGAACUCAAAAAUUUGUGGAGGAUGCAAAGCUCUUUGGUAUCCAGAGUUUCUGCAGAGAUUUAGUAGAGGUUGCAGAUAUGCUGGCGAAGACCACAGAUAGUGUGUCUGAGGAGGAGCUCGGUGAUCAAAACCCAACUCUCAAGAACCUUUAUGACGGACUUUUGCUCAUUCAAGAGCAGUUGCACAGUGUGUUUGGCAAGCAUGGGCUUCAAAAGAUGACACCCAUUGGUGGCAAAUAUGACCCCUAUCAGCAUGAAAUUGUCUGCCACGUAGCAGCCGAUGGUUCAGAGCCUGGCACAGUAACGGUUGUAACCCACGAAGGGUAUCAACUUCAUGGGCGCACAAUUAGGCACGCGCAUGUCGGAGUAGCAGUCGAAUCCCAAGAUUGACAGCAACUCCAUUUCAACUGAGACCUACUUCAGCUUGGCAUUGCCUCUUAUGAUUUCCUGUCUUCUGAGCUAUAUAUAUAUAUAUAUAUAUAUAUAUAUAUAUAUAUUAGCUCAAAGAGCCAGCUGCCCAUACAAACAUUUGUAUUGUACCUUUUGCUUCUUAAUAUCCUGUACAGUCUUUAUAUAUUUCCUGUUUCUUUUUGAAAAUUAUGCUUUUAUAUUUUUUUAUUUGAUACUUAGUUGCUGAUGGUCAUUCACAGAAUGUAGGAUUUGUUACCAAUUUUCAAGGUACCGUAAUUGUUUGAGAUUUUCACCCUCAACAAUUGACUCGUAUCACAAUUGAAAGUUCAAACUUUUCUCGUGCAAAAGUAAGACUUUCAGUAUUAUAAAUUAUCCUUGAAUUGUUUAGUUUAAAUCUUUAUUGUGAUGGUUACUGCACUGAGUGGUUAAGUAGAUCUCCCUUUUCCCAGAUUUUUUUUCCCCAGUAUAUCCACAGAUAGGUGGUUGAUGCAAUCCAGAGUGGUUUCUCCCCAGUGCUAUAAAAUGUGCUUAUAUAAUCAGCUAUGGCUUGCUAUGUCAGUUUUUAGGUUGAUCAAUUCAACCCCCAAGUCAUUGAAUUAAAGGUUAAUUCUAGUUUGGUAUACCAGCAAAUUAUUUAAUUGUGUGACUUUGUAUAUUUACCACCAGUUGUUUGUUACGUUAGCAUUUUUCGAGUGAUUAGUCACAAGUUCUAUCGCCAUAUGAGGUUUUCAAUAUUUGCUUUUGGAAAAGGCAUAUGGAAACAAGUGUCUUGAUUUUAGUAUUGUCAUAAAAGAUAAGAGAUGCGAGGUGUGUUCUACAGUUUGACCCUGAAAGCAGCUAAUAAUGUAUGGGCCUGAGAUUAAAUGAGAUGCAUGGGAUAAUGCAUGUGUACAUGUUGUGUAGAGUACAGCAAGGUAUUUAAGACAAGGAUAUUAAAGAAGGUUAAAUCCAUUUGUUUAUUUGUAUUUUGUAUUUAAUUUGCUUGUAGUACAUCAAGAACAAAGUUGUAUUUAUUGAAACAUUGUAUUUCCUUUGGAUGCUGAUACUUGCCCACGCAAAUGGUUACCAGUGUCGGGUUGUUUAAAAACUGUUCUCUCUUCAACAUGGAGGUUAUCUGUCAUAUCCUGCAUGAAAAACGGCAAGUUGGCUAGUUUGUCUUGUUAAUACAAGAAUGUUUCAGUAAAAGUGUUAAUCUUCCAUUCUGUUUUACUAUUUAAUAAUACUUUUGUGACUGGCACUGUUUGUUAUUGCUUUGGUAAUAUAAACUUUGCAUUACAGUAUUACAUUUGUUUGUGCAGAUUAAAAUACCCCAAGUGAAAUCCCUGUUAGACCCAAUAGUAAUGCCAUUCAGUAGAUUUAUUACUGACUGUGCUACAUAGCUUACAGAUAACUUUGUGCAUAUUUAUUUUGGCCUUGUCUGUAACCCAGCUGAAACUUUCUGUAAAUACGUAUUUGUUACAAUGUUAAGAAAUAAAAAAAGAAAUGUCCACGAAAUGCAAUUGACUUAGCUUUAUGCUUGAAAGACAUUCAGAUUUAGAAUUUGUUAUUAAGCAAGGUAUAAUUACUGUAUAAGGUGUUGAUUUGAGCAACCUGUACCCUGCCAGAAUAAACCACUGCUGGAUUAUGUAGAGUAUGUUAUAACACCGGGGAAUCAUCCAGCGUGGCAUUAACCAUUUACCCGUUAUCCUGGGAUUGCCCUAAAAAGUAAGUGGAUAUGCUAUGAAAAGUCCAAAAGUUUUGCUCUGUUUUAUCAAGUCGGGGUAUAUUGUAGGCUAAUCAAAUCGAUCCCUAAAUCAAGAUGAAAAUAAUUCAGUGUCACCGAACACAUUUUCUCCUAGUUUUGCUUUACAGUCUUUUUUUUUUGUUUAUUUUUUAAAGUUCUAGAUGAUUUGUUACUAAGUGAAAAAUAAUCUCUUUCACAUUUCUACACCAAUGGGAUAUAAAGUAGAAUACAUUCAACUUUCGGUGUAAAUGUACAUGGUUGUUUAUCUUAAAAUGAUUGUUAUCAAAAUAGCACUUAGUGCAAGUAUCCUUUUAAACAGUUUUUUUUU